AUGGCCAACAGCAACUACAAGUUCGAGGGGUGGGUGGGCGAGGACGAGGCAUCGGCCGAGGGCAAGAUGGUGUGGAAGGACUACGAGCCCAAGAAGUUUGAGGAGACGGACGUGGACAUUCGCAUCACGCACUGCGGCAUCUGCGGCUCCGACAUUCACGUCCUGAGGUCCGGCUGGCGCAAGGCCCCCUACCCCGUCGUCGUCGGCCACGAAAUCGUCGGCGUCGCCGUGCGCGUCGGCUCCCAGGCCGAGGGCAACAUCAAGGUCGGCGACCUCGUCGGCGUCGGCGCCCAGUCCGACUCGUGCCUCGGCCGCGACGACGGCCCCUCCUUCAAGUGCGCCGAGUGCGCCGAGCGCAGCGAGAACUACUGCACCCGCUCCGUCGUCACCUACGCCUCGCGCCACCGCAACGGCGACAAGUCCUACGGCGGCUACGCCCGCUACCACCGCUGCCCCUCGCACUUUGUCUUCAAGAUCCCCGACGGCCUGGCGCCCGAGUUCGCCGCCCCCAUGCUCUGCGGCGGCGUGACCGUGUAUUCCCCGCUCAAGCACUUUGGCGCCGGGCCGGGGAAGCGCGUCGGCAUCGUGGGCGUGGGCGGCUUGGGGCACUUUGCCGUGCUGUUUGCGAAGGCGCUGGGCGCAGAUGAGGUGGUGGGCAUCUCGCGCAGGGCGAGCAAGCGCCAGGAGGCGCUCGAUUUGGGCUGCACUGACUACAUCGCCACCGAGGACGACAAGGACUGGGAGACGAAGAAUGCGCGCAGGCUGGACCUCAUCAUCUCUACCGUCUCGUCGCCAAAGAUGCCCUUCUCGGGCUACCUCGGCCUCCUCAGGCUCGACGGCACCCUCGUCCAGGUCGGCCUGCCCGAGGGCGAGCUCCCCUUCCGCCCCUCGAGCCUCACAGGCGCGCGUCGCCGCGUCGCCGGCUCCGGCAUCGGCUCGCCCGACGAGAUCCGCGAGAUGCUGCAGCUCGCCGUCGACAAGAAGGUCGAGCCCUGGGUCGAGAAGCGGCCCAUGUCCGACGCCAACCAGGCCAUCAUCGACUUUGAGGCCGGCAAGCCGCGCUUCCGCUACGUGCUCGUCAACGAGGAGCAAUAA
Purpureocillium lilacinum is the source of this 1095-nucleotide messenger RNA. RefSeq lists its product as uncharacterized. Lineage: Eukaryota; Fungi; Ascomycota; Sordariomycetes; Hypocreales; Ophiocordycipitaceae. Gene Ontology annotation, molecular function: alcohol dehydrogenase (NADP+) activity; zinc ion binding. The record is from RefSeq and is a predicted model, not a curated record. Gene Ontology annotation, biological process: alcohol metabolic process.